This is a messenger RNA of Ostreobium quekettii, 1674 nucleotides long. The record is from the annotation of a GenBank genome assembly. NCBI's taxonomy places the organism in Eukaryota, Viridiplantae, Chlorophyta, Ulvophyceae, Bryopsidales, Ostreobiaceae.
AUGGCGUCGCCGCAGCCCGUGUCCGUGGUGACGGGCGAGGCUGAGGGCGGUCGAGAGGCGGCGGCAUCCUCGACUGGCCGCUCGACGGGCAAGUCGCUGGAGUUCACGCUGCGGCAGUACCCCUGCGCGAAGAUGAAGCUGGACCAGUUCUUCCUGGAGUGGCUGUCCAUGCCCGAGUAUGAGAAGGUCAUCCUCACCGUGCUGGACAACGCCAGCAAGGGCAAGCAGCUCAAGGCGGGGAUCGAGGAGGCCUCCAAAGUGGGCCCGGUGGCCGUGGCGUCCACCAGCGUGCCGCCCUCCUCUCCCACCACUGCUCCUGCGGUGUCGUCGCCCAGGAAGGCGGCCUUGUCAUCCCAAAAGUCAGCACCACCCAGCAGCCAGUCCAGGCCGCCCAGCCCCGCCCCCAAGCCAGCGGACGCCGCGGAGACCAUACCGCAGUUCUACUUCCCCAAGGGGGUGCCGCUGCCAGACAGCGUGGAGGCGGAGCACCAGGCAAAGCUGGAUGCCCUGUUCAGCGGCGCCCCGGAUGGCCUGCCUGCAAAGGAGUUUGUGAAGGUGGUGAAGGAAGUGGUGGAGCUGCCGGGCUUCAUGGCCUACCAGCUGUUUGCCAAGCUCAAGGCGGGGGUGGCUGCCAACACGGCCCUGGUCAAAAGAGACGAGUUCGAUGAGUGGUGGGGGUCCAACUACAUCGCCUCCAAAGACCCUGUGUCGCGGCUGUACGAGAUCCUGUGCACCAAAGGCAGUGACUACCUGGUGCAUGCGAACUUUGAGCCGCUGCUGAGGGCCGUUGUGGACCACCAUCCAAGUCUGGAGUUCCUGUCUGACCACCCCGAGUUUCAAGACAGGUACAUGGAGACGGUCAUCUACCGCAUAUUUUACAACCUGAACCGAUCAGGCACUGGCAAGUUGUCUCGGAGGGAGCUGAAGCGUAGUGACUUCCUCGAUGUCCUGGAGCAGCUGGACAGCGAACCCGACAUUAACAGGGUCACCCGGUACUUCUCGUAUGAGCACUUCUACGUCAUCUACUGCAAGUUCUGGGAGCUGGACACAGACCAUGACUUCCUGCUUGACAGGGAGGACCUGGUUCGGUAUGGCUGCCACAGCCUGACGUACCAGAUCGUGGACCGCAUCUUUGACCAAGCACCAUACAGGUUCUUCAGCAGGGUGCCGGGCAAGAUGAGCUACCAGGACUUUGUGUGGUUUCUUUUGUCGGAAGAGGACAAGACCACGCAGCCCAGCCUGGAGUACUGGUUCAAAUGCAUUGACUUGGACUGUGAUGGCGUCUUGGGCCCAUACGAUUUGCGGCCAUUCUACGAAGAACAGCUGCAACGCAUGGAGAACUCUGCAUGCGAGCCUGUCAUGUUUGAGGAUGUUAUGUGCCAGCUGCAUGACCUCAUCCAGCCCCAACACGAGGGCUGGUUUACUCUCAAAGACUUGCAAAUGCGACGAGAGAGUGCAGGAGUGCUCUUCAACAUUCUGUUCAAUUUGCACAAGUUUCUUGCAUUCGAGCAUCGAGAUCCAUUCAUGAUCCGUGCAGAGCAAGAGAACAAGCAGUCGGAUUGGGACCGAUUCGCACAGCAGGAGUACGACAUAUUAGCAGCUGAAGAUGAGCAAGAGGUGUCCCUAAGGGAUGGCACUGAUGUGCUGGCAGCAUCCAUAUCGGACAAUUUCUGA